Molecule: messenger RNA, 7010 nt
Organism: Drosophila teissieri
Lineage: Eukaryota; Metazoa; Arthropoda; Insecta; Diptera; Drosophilidae
Source: RefSeq, a predicted model, not a curated record
UUGUGUGUGCCCCUUUUGAGCCCCUUUAAAAUUUUUUUUAUUUUUUCCAAUGCGGUUGCUUUUUCCUACCUGUCAGAUAAAUCCAACAAUGUAACUGAACCUCUGAGCUGCCAUUCUUGAAUAGCGCUCCUUGAAAAUGACUGGCCUUGCCAAAAGGCGGCGUACUGCUCAGCAAAUCCUCCUGCGACGAGCCCUAGCCAAAAGUGUUAGCGGAGGGCAUGUUUUGACCGAAUCAGGGCUGGACCAUGGUGGUGUUGUGGUAUCUCCCCCUUCGAGAAGAGAUUCCACAUUGGUCGGCGAAAUCCAGGAGAGAUCCUCGUCGAGAGCACCAAUGAAACUGCACAGGAUUUUGGCAUCCAGUCCGCUUAGAGCUCUCCGGGAGAGGAAGACGGCAGGAAAUCUGCCAGGAUGCGACCUCCAAUCGAGGGACUCACGUUCGUGCGGGAAGCUAAAGCCAAUUGAGGACAACCGAACUUUAAGUGGUCACAGCUUGAAAACCAGAGAACUUUCCAGGGGCAGCUCUCGGUCGCGACAUAGUACCAGCAAUUACCCAUCCACCUGGCACCUUAAUAUCAGCAAGGCCAAAGAGGAACUGAAGAGAAAUUCAAAAGGAUCUCUGGAGGAAAUUAUCAAUUGUUCGAUUCUCAAUCGCACCCCCUAUGAUCAUCAGCUUAAUACACCCCUCAAGUCGGAUAAUUCCUGCCAGUGCACAAUCAAAAAGAGAGCUAGAAAAAGAGUAAAGAAAAACAAGGCAGUUUCUGUGGCCGAAACCCAGACAAUCAGCGAAAAUGAAAUAUGGAAUUACUCUGAGGAAAGGAAAUCCCCAGCUUCGGUUGGAUUUCAUAUACUGCAGAAGAGGGUCAACAGUGGCGAGGAUUUUAAACCAAAUCGAAUGGUUUCCAAAACACCAUCAAGAAGUAGUGGCAACUCAAGGAUUUCUUGUGGGUGUAAACAACACUUUUCAGGACCAACUCUCAAGAACUACGACAGUUAUAGUCCCUCGGAAACGGACAUUGAAGUGGGGGAUGAGUACGAACCAAAGAUCCCGUGCCGGUGUGAUUAUCUAAACAAAAUAGAGAAGGUAAGCAAACCCCCUACAAAUAUUGGGACCAAGUGGGGCCUUAAAAUGCCCAGCAAUACGGAAGUCCAAGAAUAUAUGGCUAGGGGAAGUCAAGAAUACGUACCAGUGCGCCAAAGCAAAGAUAUGGAUCAAGAUAGGGGAGUUCAAAGAAGAACUUCCAAUUCCCAAUAUGAAAAUAAAAGAGGAAAGGUAUGCCAAUCAAUAAGUUGUAAGGCAAACCACAGGAUAUUAAAGAGUCAGGGUGUGAAUCACUCAGAAGUCUCGUACGAUUCCUUUAUUGAGCCACCGAAGGAAUUUUACGAAAGAAAUAAAUUACCUACACAAACCAGCCUUUCGCUUGAAAAAUUUGGUCAUCGCAAUAAUAAUGUGGAAAGUGGAGAAAUGUUGGGUGAACGUGGAACUCAAAAUGAAUAUCAAGACGACGUUAAAACGUAUAGUAGAAACUCUCCACAUUUGUAUCAAACUGCAACCAAUGAAUAUCCGUACUAUGGUCAUAAAGAAUACUCGGCGAAUGAUUCGGAUACUCCAAGAAAAAGGCACGACUCACAGGACAAUUACAACCAGAUGGAUAAAAGGUCCUAUAGACAAGCUAAAGCCCCAGGACGAUCUAAAAAAACUUCUCGAAGUUUUGAUACUGAAGACUCAUUCCGUGGUUCCUUUGAAAUGGGAAAUGGAAGAUAUGCUGACACGCGCAGUCCCAAAUGCACUGUGGGUGUCACUCAGACAUCAGCUCUGUUUUUGGAAGGACCCCGCGGAAAUGAUGCCAACUAUCAGAAAAUAUCUCAUAAUGCUGCACUGCCCAGGCAACAAGUUCCAGGAUUUAAUCAAGAGCAACGAAGAUCAGAUAGAUCCAAAACAGGUGCACGAAAUCUGGAAAGUAUCAAUCAGUCCAAUAAGGCACAGCAACCAACGCCAACUGGGUUAAGUUUAGUAACAUCAAACACGCUUAUAAUUAAAUCACACGAAGAUCAAAUCCAAUCAAAUUCUGUAGAGCUUAAAAAGCGAGAAAGGCAACGAAAUCAGGAUUAUAUUGAACCAGCAAAACCGGAUAAGUCCCAACAGCCUCGUCUCGCUAAAAGAGAGGCUGUUAAACCACGUAAUCCAGUUCAAUAUAAGCUACAAAAAGCAGAAGCUAAAAGUUUCAAACUUGUGCAUUCCAAUUCCCUUAUAAUUCAAUCCCAGGAAAACCAAUCCAGCUCAUUAGAAAUUGCAUUGCCCAAAGUGACUGCUCCGAAAAAUAAGAAGCCAAUUUGCACGAAAAAACGAAAAAGUAGUAGAUGUUGCAGUUGUUGCAGUAGAUGUAGUUCUCGAAAAAGAUCUGUGAAGAAGCCUUCAGCAUACGAAAAGCCAAUAAGCAAUGUGUGUGAAAAAUGCCCAUCCAAAAGAUCAGUUGCAAAGAAUCAGGAUGGAAAACGCAAGUCAAUACGUAAAGAGCAAGUUCCAAAACAUGGGGACGCUUGUGACGUGAGGGAAAUUUUAAAUAUUCUCCAAAAAACCGUGGCAGGUCUCGAAAAGCAAAUAAAUUCUAGAAAAGGAUUCGGACAGUGUGAAAAUUCCAAGACUGCAGAUGGAGGCCGACCACAACCUAAUUCUUACAAGCGGAAAAAUGUCCAUAAACAAAGAGAAGCAUUUCGUCAACCAAUUAAACCUAUCCAAAAUCAAUACUACGUUAAGGAGGAUAGCUCUCCACAACUUCACUAUUAUGAAAGGCCAUCGAAUUUAGGUCAUAAGCAUGUUUACAGCAAAAGAGCUGCUUUCAACUUUGGAAACCCAUCGAACACUUAUCAAUCUAAUUCGAAUGCAUAUUUUACAUGCCCUUGUCCCUUAAAAAAUGAUGCACUUUACACACUUCAAAGCACCGCAAUUAAUGAAAGGACACCUCAGACCUCCUUUAAUAAUGGAUCCAUAGCUAAUGAACCUUAUACAAAUAAUAAAUCAUCUAGACAAACAGAUUAUGAUUACCCAAUGGAAAUAUGCGAACGAAAGAGUCAACCAUAUCGAACCCAGAAACCAUUCAACGAACCUACCAAGUUUGUUACCGGCAGUCAAGGAAAAAGCAAUUACCCAAUAGCGGACAAUAAGAAUCAAAGCCUAAAUGAGAGUUUUAAUAGAUCAUGUUUGAAUUCCCAGUGCAUUAGAAAUACUCCCCAGAUGCAGAAUUGUCAACAGAAUGUUUCGACAAGCCAGCCAAAAACGGAUUCACAUUAUAGCCAGAAUUCAAAAACAACAUCAAAUUCAGAAAGACAUGCUCCCAAGGAAAUACGCAUGGGUCAGCAAUAUUUUCCUGGACCAGAACAUGGACAAAGAAAUGGAGGAAUAACGAUUCAGGACCGCAAUAAUAUUUGUCAAGAAACUUAUACAGCAUAUGAAGGAAGUGGUGUUCAAGAGCCUGUACAAAUAUGUAAUAAUUCAACUUGCCCAUAUGCUUUAGAAUACUUUAAAUCAUGGAACAGUCAGAUUAACCCCAACUCGAACAGCCUUGAUCAAACGGAAAUCGCACCGAGAUACAAUCCUGAAUUUCCAGAUACGCAAACGGGAAGAGAAAAUGGGAUUGCGCCUAAUUCAGAAAUAUGCAAACGACCCGAGCAUUGCCCAUAUGAAAACAAUCGAGGAGUAGUAACCUUCCAAGUCAGCGAUCAAUCCUGUAAUACUCUUAAUAGAGUCAAAAACUAUGAAGACCCUACACAAGCAUGCGAUAAUCCCUCUUGUCCAGAAGCCGGUCAAUUGCCCAGUUCGUGUGAAAAUCCAGUUUGCCCGAAAGUUAAUAGUGCUAUUUAUUAUUCUAAGGAAAACUACCAGCAAGAGGGCAACCCGUAUUAUUCAAAGGAAAACUACCAACCAGAGGGCAACCCGGACUCUGGUCUUAACGAAACUUUUCCAAAGACUGGCCCCGAUUAUAAUUACGAAGACUUUUGCGGAAAUCCAUAUUGUUCGGCAAAGAAUACAAUUAUAAAUGAUACAGCUAGAUCUGAACCAGGCGAAGAUUGUCAGAAACCCAAAGAUCCUUCGUUGGACUACGCAAAUGAACCUGAAAGAUAUUCUAACAGGAAUUCCCAUAAACAUCAGACCGAUAAAGUUUUGAAUCAACAAGUUGGUUCUAAUAAUCCUAGGAGCCAAAGGACUAAGCAUUAUUUCCAAGCUGCGAGGUGCUCACCAAAUUGCCCUUUCAAUCAAGGUGAAAUAAGACACGGAGGUCCUCGCUUUACAGUAGUGAAUAGACACAGAAGAGAUAAAAUGGUACAAGGACAUCGAACCAGAAACGACGACGACUAUGUUUUAUGCGCAAAUGAAAAUAGUCCCGAAAUACAGCGAACGUAUAGGGAACCGGAAAUUAGGAAUUCUUCACAGAUGUUCCCGUCCAGAAGAACCCAACUAGAGCAAUACCCACAACACGAAGUCGAAGGAAAUUCCUGCAUUGAAGAUUGUCCCUAUCAAAAGUCUUUUCCCAAUCCAAAAAUUAGAAAGAACACAGGGGCUUCAACGUGCGCCAAUUCGAGUUGUCCAGAUAAUUUAACAUAUAAAGUAGGUUCGAACAAUGAUAUCCACUCUCCACAAAAUAGACUUAUAUCCCGAACUUGCAAUGUUGAAAAAAAUACAAAAGGGAAUAAUUCUAAGAAUUCAGAUUGCACUGAUAAGAAAGAUUUCAAUAAUGAUAGAAAACAAUAUCCAACAAACGCCAAAGUAGGCAGUUCGGAAAAGAAGUGCGGAAAGGAAUUUUGUAAAAGUACAAGAGAAAUUAAUAGGACACGGAAUGAAAGUGGAUAUGGGGAUAGUAAGUCGCGUAAAAUCAGUUCUGCAGGACGAUCACCUCAAAGCGAAAAAAAAACUAAAGACGCAGAAAAAUCUCCAUUUCCAGAAUACGAAUUUCAGGAACAUUCGGGAUUAUAUGGUGAGAAUUGUUAUAAUCGGCAGCGAUACGAAUAUAUUCCCCAAAAUCACACUGCUUAUAAUUUUCCAGUCUGUGAGAAUCCAAAAUGCCCUGAAAGAUUGGGAGAGCCUUUCCUCCAAAAUGGGGAGAUCGAAUAUAUGACAAAGGUGCCCGGUAAUGUACAUUGUCUUAAUAAUCAGGGUACUUAUAGAAUUCCUAAAGAAUGUGAAGCUACGAUCAAUAACUCACGUAAAGUGACUUCUGAAAGGCAGACAGCAUAUAGUGAACGAAACACAACCGGUCAAACAAAUUUUCAAAGGAAAAAUGACGAUAUGGAGGUACAGCGCAAAAAAGCCGCAGAGUUAAACGCUAAAAGUUGUAAUCACCGGCUAAAAGCUAAUGAUCUUGAAGUAUGUAAUAAUCCAACAUUCCCAGAUAGACUAAAAGAAACCGUAGGUAACUGUCAUUGUCCAAAGAAAAAGGGUAUUUAUUGGACAAACGAAAAGAUGUUAGAGGCUCGGGAAAAGGAUCAGUGUGAUGUAAGCUACGAUUCAGAGUCAUGUUUUGAAGAUUGUCCCUACCGUCAUCGAGUUCUCUUCACCGAUCUUCGUAAAUGCAAAAAUAAUUCCAAGAAUAGGGGUCGUCAAAGUAGUGGAAAAUCAGAUGAUUACUAUAAUGAUCAGAUUGAAACUAGAGUCUGCCACCCAUGCAAGAUUUAUGUCCCUCUUAAAAAGGAUCGUCAGGUACUCCAUAGGCACUGUAAUUUACCUAAGGCUGAAGCAAAACAAAUGCACAAAUCCAAAGAAAACUCGGUGGUAAGAACUGUCUGCAUUACUCCUGAAAUACCUGCACCAGUUUUUGCCCAAAACAGACAUAAUCCUCUAGUCACAGAUCCCAGUUUAAACAGCUACGACAGGCAUAUUUUGAAAAAUUUCGAAAAAUUCAAAGAGGAGGAGAAAAAGAAAUCUGGAAACUGUGCCGAAGAGUGCCCAUUCCUUGGUAUAAUUGAAGACAAAUCCCUAAUAUUGAAAUCUUCCUCUGCUUGCAUAUGUGAAAUAGAAUCCCAAAAUCACUUCAUUUCAUGGAAUUGCAAAAGUGACGAAUUAAUAGAAGACAAAGAUACGAAAGGAAAGAAAUCGAAAUCCUCCAUAUUUAGUAGUUGCUUGAAACCACCGAAAAAUGAUAAUGAAUCAAGGACUGAGCAGGGAACAGCAAUUGGAAAUGAAAAAGCUCUUUCUAAAUCGAAACCUGAAGAAAAAACUCCUUCAAGAUCGAUUUCCAAUAACAAUAAAAAGGACACAACCCCUCCAGCGAAAAAAAAGGAGGAUAGGGCUUCAAAAUCUAGGGGACUUGCAUGUUUUCAACGAAUAGAAAAACCGAAGGAGAAGUUCAACCAAAGAGAAAGAAAAUCCCCUUCACAAACAAAAUCAGGCGGGUUUCUCUGUUUCAAAACAUACCACAAACGGCCGCAGGAUGAAAACUUGGAAGAAAAAUCGCUAAGGGAAACUAAUGUAAAACCAGCCAAAGCUAGAAAUGAUCAAAAUAUUAUAGAAGAAAGCCGUAAAAAGUCCGAGCGUAGCGGAUUUUUCACUUGGUGUAGAAAACCGCAAAGACCAAAGGUUUAUGACAGACAAAUAGAGGAAGUGCCCGCGGGUACAGACUGUACUUGUAGUCACCAUCCACCUUACCACGAUGAAGACGUUCCCAUUCCGAAAUCUGAAGAUCCCUUCCGCUGUCCAUGCGCCCCCGAAGAAAUCGACGAUGGCGAGGUUAGAGUCCUAUAUGACUCCAGUUUCCGAUUCCAGAAAGAAAACUGCAGCUUGACAGAAGUCCCGAACUAUACACAUAACGAUCCUCAAUACGCAGGACAGAACACGGCGGAGAUCAAGGAGCAGGAGGUCAGUUACUGUCCAUGUGCCAGUGCCAAUGGGUUCUACAAAAUUGUGCGGUAGAUAUGAUUGAGAGUUUCUUCGAAAACAUGUAGAUUUUCGAGAAAAUUCUCAAUCAUAAUUACUUAAAGUGGGCAACUUGAGACUAGUACCAAAUUCAUAAUAUUAUUUG